Messenger RNA from Harpegnathos saltator (Jerdon's jumping ant), 6420 nucleotides. RefSeq lists its product as uncharacterized. The transcript has 10 exons. NCBI's taxonomy places the organism in Eukaryota, Metazoa, Arthropoda, Insecta, Hymenoptera, Formicidae. Gene Ontology annotation, biological process: maturation of 5.8S rRNA from tricistronic rRNA transcript (SSU-rRNA, 5.8S rRNA, LSU-rRNA); maturation of LSU-rRNA from tricistronic rRNA transcript (SSU-rRNA, 5.8S rRNA, LSU-rRNA). The record is from RefSeq and is a predicted model, not a curated record. Gene Ontology annotation, cellular component: nucleolus. Bases 143 to 6103 code for a protein of 1986 amino acids.
AGGAUAUAGCAAUAAAGAAUAGACCACGAAAUUUUCUAAUAGUCGCUCCUACCUGCACCUUUUAGUGCAUUGAAUGUACUCAUUAUAAAAGCUUUAAAGAUGGCUACAUUCAUGGAACACAUGUGCGGAUAAAUGUACGACGAUGGACGCUGUUCAUAAACCGAAGAAAACACGCAAGCGAAGCUCACAGAAUGAAAAUGAUACGUCGAAGAAAAAGGCGAAAAUCAACGGCUUCGUUGAAGAAGAAAAAGAGCAAAAUAUAACGGAGGGAAACGCAGAUUCCAAUAAAGAUAAUGCAAAGGAUAAUAUUUUCAAUGAAAUGCGGAAUGAAUUUAAUGGAAAAUACUUCAGGAAACUUUUAUCUACUUCCAAUUGCACAUACGCUCUGAAGAAGUUUGUGAUAAUUUGCAAUGAGAACAAGGAAAAGGACCUUGCAGCGGAAUACCUACUUGCUAAUGGUAGUGUUCUUGAAAUCUUGAAGCUAUUGGACUCUUCUGACAGAAAGAACAUUGAUGUUACCACUGUCUUCUCCGUGGUGAAUAUUUUGCUCAUGAAAAUUCUAGCUGAGUAUCCUGUAUACCAAAACAAUGCAGUAGAAUCUUGCCGUCAUUUAUUGAAUUCCCACAUGUCCAUCGUACACUCCAUGCUCUCAAUUCAAAGCAAUACUAAGCAACGCAAAGUAAUGCUGAAGUUGCUGGCAGCUAUAGUAUCUUUAGGUAGCAAUCUCUCGAGGGAAUUACUUGCUCAUUUGUCACUGCAACAUCAAGUACUAGAGAGCUUAGUACGACACAGCAAGUAUGCAGAUUCCCAGAAUGUCAGGACGUGUUUCAUUUAUUUUGUUCUUGCAUUUCUUGUGGAAGGAAACACGUCAGUGAUCAAAAUGCUGUUGGACAAGAACAAUCUGCUCUCCUGUAUCUUUCCAGACCUCAUAUAUGAUUCAAAAGACAUUAUCAACUUGGUCUUGACCACUGUGAGGACAUAUGUACUGGAGAACACCAACAUCAGCAAAACGAUCAAAUUGCAUGCUUUUCCAUCAUCUGUUGUGUUAAAUCUAAUUUCACUGUACAAUUGGAAAGGCCCAAACAGUCGGUCCAAGAAAGAGAAUCACAGUAUUGAUAACGGUGAUGAGUUUCUAGCAAAUAAAGAGGUUGUUAGCAAUGUGGUUCACGAAUUUCUACUCACCCUACUGACAUCACAUCGUUACGGGAUUAUUUUUCACGACCGCACGUUGGGUGGCUCGCGAAAUAAACACAAUCAUGUGGUGCAUGUAGUUCUACAGAACUUGGAGAAGCCAUGGGAGCAUGAAAAGCCAUCCGAUUUAGUUGUUAAAAUAAUGAAAGCUUGCCCAGAUUUAAUCCGUUCGCAAUAUGGCAGCGUCGAGCCAUUCCUUGAACCGCGAGUGUCGCCCAAAUGGAUUUGUCUUCUCAGAUUUGUCAAAAAGAUAAUUGAAUCGGUCAAUCCAGCCACUUGUAUCAAGAUCUGUUCUGUUGAAUUAACUAUAAAUAAUUUGAUAAAUGCUCUACUGUUCCUAACGGUUCCGAUUACGAUUAUGAAAAAUGCCAUUUUGCCAGGGUUAGAACACGAUAGUCUUUUGGUUAGACAUGAAGCUCUGACUCUUCUUCUGGCAAUAGUUCGUCAGAUAAAAGUUAUUUCUCUAGCCGUGAAGGAAUUAAAAACAGUCGCAGUUCAAAAUCAAAUAACCGAUUUUGUUCUGAGAAACAUUCCUAACUUCGAAGUGAUUUUAAAGGUGUGGAAGCGAGCAUUUGAUGCCAAUGUGACGGCUCCGGAAAAUAUGGAAAACGUUCAAAAUCCAGAGAUUCUGGAUCACCUCGACAUUAUCUUGAGUAACCUGCAUUCAUACAAGGAAAUUUGUCCAGAAUUGUUGAAUAAUUCAACCGAUUUGCAAUCAAGUUUACUGCUAACAAAUCUGAAUAAUCUCGAAGCUGACAAUAACGAAACAAAAAUGAAUGCUGACAAAAUAAUACGUAUGAAAGUCAAGGCGAUACAGUUUCUGCUAAUCAUGGACACCUCCAUUUUCGCGCCUGCAGGAAAGGUUUUCAAAGAAACUCUUCUCUUUCUCAUAUCUCUCAUUCGUCAGAAAACCAUACCAGAAAGUUAUGAUACCGCUAAGUCAUUAUUAAACGCGACAGGUUUAUUUGAAGCUUGCAACGAUCAAAUGGACAUUUGGAUCAAUGGCUUCUUGGUAAUAAUUGAUCCUAAAGAGUAUGAGGAGUUGACAAAAUGGUUCAUAUCCGUUCUCAAAAGUGCUAUUAGGCAUACUGAUAAGUAUAUAAAUAACAUGUCGCAAACAGAAGAGAUUAUAAAUGAACGGAUAGCCAACUUUGAUGUUGAAAAAGCGGAAGAUAUAAUUAAUGAACUGUUCAUUAAAGCUAAUGAAGAACCCCAUAAAGAAUCUUCCACACCAGAGUCACCUUUAACUGAUCUAGAUACGAAAAAAAAUGAUACGAUUAACAAUGUCAUCAAUAACCAUGAGUACAAAGAAAACUCAAAAAAUAUUACUCUAAAUAACUUUAAUGUUGAAAAGACCAAAAAAAUUAUCGACAAAUUAAUUAGUGAGGGAAAUGAUAAUGGCUUUCCAGACAAAAUUAAUCACAAUGCUUCUUCUACAUCAGCGUUGACUCUGAUUAACGAGCAACUGGCUAAUCUUGAUGUGGAAGAAAUUAAGAUGACUGAUAAUUAUUUCAAUAAGCUUCACAAAGAAGACUUUAGAUCCUUCAGAAUGCAAACUUGCACAUCAGUGUCACCUCUUUUGUGUUGUGCGCUUCAAAAAGUAAACGAAGACAGUCCCGUUGUCGUUGUAACUUAUUUGUCUUACGUUAUGGUCCACAGUUUACAUCACCAAGUUGUCCCGGAACUGUUAAUACAUAUGACAACGGAUGUGCCCAACUUGUCAGUCUACAAGUACCUUCAGAGUUGGUUAAGUAAUAGCCAUCCAGUUUUCUUAAAAACCAAGCUGCCGUCUUUAAAGGUAUUUCGCAAAGUGAGUAAUAUGUUGCUGACAGAUACUAAGUUGGACAUUGCCGAAUUUUCUAAACUGUUCAAUAACGGCCUUUUAUCAUGUUGCUUUAAAUACGGCGAUAAAGAGAUCAUAAUUAAGCAUUCUUUAUCCUUGUACGAUAUCAGAAUGUUGCUAAAAAUGACCAUGUUUUAUUUGACUCAAUUAAUACAACGAGAGAUCAUGCGAUAUGAUCAGAAUGAAAAAUGCAGAUUCAUGCUUAUAUGUUUGCUAAAUAUUGCACAAUCCAUGGAUCAAGAAAAUUCUUUAAUAGUCGAAGAAAGCGUAAAAUGUAUCUUUACUCACCCUAUUCUGCUGCAUUAUUUUUCACCAUUUUGGGAAGAAACACUAAAAAAUUCAAUGAAAGGUAUGACUACCGAAACUAUUCUGGAAAUCUGCAAAGUUGUACAGAACAAAUAUGAUGACACAAGACUGUACUAUAUUUUCACAGCAUUUAGAGAUAAGUUUUUAGCGCAAUUAAAAAAUAUUAUUGAAAAAAAGCCUCCAAAUUCUUCCAACAAUAACUAUGAUAUUAUUGUUGAAUUUUUAAGAAUAUUACAGUUGAGAACGCAAGAUAUGGCAAACCUGUUGCUUGCUUUGAUAAAGCAGCAAAAAACUGCAUUUAUUUCGAAUGAUAAACAAAAUCUGUCCAUGUUUGGGUAUACUGUGCCAGUAUUGUUGGAUAUAUCACGUAGCAAAGAGUCGAUAUCAUAUCUUGAUCAAAAUAACGUUUUAGAUGACCAAUUUGUGGCAAGGUUGAGUUUGCACCUGGUUCAUCUAAAGUCUAAAAAAAUAGAUCACGUGGAUAAAUGGGAGCAAGCCUUAGCAGAAUACUUGUCUACCUUCCCAAGUAAUAUCGCCAGUUUCAACAAGUCCACUUUCAUGUGCUUGUUGGCAAAGGGCAUUACUACGUCCACAGUUCAGCUGAUAACAACUUUGAUUGCUAGAAAUACCAAGCUGAUCCCGCCUUUGGUGGAAUACUUUCUUAAAACAGACGACCCAGAGCGAAUAAAGCAAAGAGAUAUUGUAUUCCCAAUAUUGGGCAGCAAUUUGCAGUAUAAAUGGAAUAACAACUUUCUUCAUAGUCUUUACGAGUGCUACGGCGAUGAUAUUGUCGCAUAUUUAACCGAUCCACAAAAUCCUGUCUGUUGGAUCAAGGAAAACGUUGAGGCAGUUGUCUAUCUCAUUGAGAACACUUUCGAUAUUGCUAUAUGCGAGAAAGUUUGCAAUAGUAUUUCUCAAAGUGGUGAUAAACUGGACAUGGUAUCUAUUUGUUUCGUACAAUUAUUGGAAAGUCUAUAUAAGAGGUACGAAGCUCUAGUAUCUGUUAAAGAGGAUCCUUGGAUGGAUCUAAUAAAAAUUCUGUUGCACGUGAUGACUGCGACGUUGAAAAAGGAAUCCAAGAAUGUAGAGAAGCUUAAAGUUUUAUGUGAGAAGCUAGACAGUACAGUAAUUUGCUUAAGGAAAGUCAUACGUACGUCCACCUUUAGUUCACUCAGCAAGAGUUCUUCGUGGCCACAAUUCACCAGAUUUUCCCUGAAGUUUAGUCUGAAGAAUGCUGGAGACGAAGAGAUUCAAUCAAGUAUAUUGCAGACUCUGAGUAAUCUGUGUGAUAUUGCGUUUGAAGAUAAUACUGACGACGAGUACGCUAAAACGUUGUUCGAGAUGGCGACAUCCCAUUCGGAGUUUAUUAACGUCAUGCUUGGGUCCUCCAAUGUUAAAGGCAGUUUGGUUGAUUUAUUGAGGAUACUGAUACGAAAAAAUUCAUCGAUAAUGACUGUCUCCCACGUGCCUCUUUAUCUCGCAGCCUAUAACGCCACUCUCAGCCAUACUGACCAACGUAUUUUGCAAAUUCUUCAGCACUACGAAGCUCAUAAUAUAAACAUUCAACAAUACUGGCCAUAUCUAUGGGGAAAUACAGCAGCGAUACGUUACAGCAUAAAAGGAGAAACGGACAGUGCUCUCUGGCGGCAACCAUCUACUUCCGAAAUAUUUAACUUAUUUGAUGCGGACAUGGUCAGCGAAACCAUAAAGAAUUAUCCCGUUCACAGAGGAUUAAUGGAUGACCAUUUACACAAGAACAGCAACGUAUAUGAUCCAGCAUUUUACCUGCCUCUGCUAUGCUCUUUACUAGCGGAGAAUAAUGUUGUCGCAUGCCACAAGAUAAAUCACAGUGGUGCGUUAGCAUUGGUGCUCGCUGCUUGUUGCAGUGUUUCGAGCGAUGUUCGAAUGGCAGCGUAUACUAUUAUCUCGAGAUACUACUUUCACUUGGAAGCAUCCAGGUCCAAAGAAAAGUUGCUGUGGAUGCGUUUGAUCGACGCUUUGCGAAAUGGCGUUGUAUCAUUAAAAUAUCCGUUAAAAGACGUCCGUUUGAAUUGUUUGGUAACCACUUUCCUAGCCAGGACUGCGUUAAUUGCUAGCCAACCGCUACAUCCGCUUUACUCGCCAUUGCAUACCUUUUUAAUGGCUAAACCUGCGUUGGAUCUGACUAUUAUACCCGAACUGUUGCAAUUAUUGCACAGUUCGCAUGUAGAGCACAAAGCACAUCGACAUUGGAUCCUGGAAAAUAUCCGGGACGGUAUCAAAGAAGAUUGUGACAUGGAUGUGGCCCUAAAAUGCGUAUUAUUUAAGAUGCUUUUCGAUUUUUAUACUUGCAUACUGUCAGACACCAAGACCAAGAAAAUUAUCCUGGAAGUUCUCGCUUAUGCCACGAGGAUUCCGAAAUCGUCUUUACUUCUCAUACGAGGAUAUGGCAUACUACCAUGGCUAUAUGGGAUUAUCAAUCGUUUUGACGCUUGUGAAGUGGAAAGUGACACUAUUAUUACCAUAAUCGAGAAUCUGUUGAAUAGCUUGGAUAGCUUAACGGAAAAUACAAUCCAUUACGAGCAUCUGCUAUUUAGCAUCCUUUUGAAACUAAGGAUGCAUUUUCCUAGAAACGCACCGAAUGAGUUACUCGUUCGCUACGCGAAUAUUCUUCAGUGUGUAAUUGCGGCGAAAAACGUAAAAAGUUGCGUGAGUAAAGAGAGCCUCAAGAAAGUCCAACAUUUAACUUAUUUGAUGCGGACAUACGCGUCAGCGAAACCAUAAGGAAUUAUCCCGUUCACAGAGCAUUGACGGACGACGAUUUAUACGAGAACAGCGACGUAUAUGAUCCAGCAUUUUAUCUGCCUCUGCUAUGUUCCUUAUUAGGAGAAAAUAAUGCUGUCGCAUGCCACAAAAGAUAAAUCACAGUGGUGCGUCAGCAUUGGUGCUCGCUGCUUGCUGCAGUGUUCCGAGCGAAGUCCAAAAAGUUUGUUGAAACAUAAAAGCAAGUGUGGUUUUUAACAAGUGAUUGAUAUACAAGUGAAGAUGUAAAUACUUAUAUGUACAAUUACUGAGAAAAUCUCUGAGUAACUAUACACAUA